UUGCUGGGGGUUACCGAGAUCACGUGACACAGUUACCUGCCAUGUGUUAACCCAACCUUAAACAGAGCAGAGCGACUUACCUAGAUUAGUGCGUCGUGGUUUAUCGGUGGAGGAAGGUGUGCUGUGGUAUAGUAUUCGUAAAGAUGUCCUGGUUCCAUAAAUUUCUGACGCUUGGUGUGAAAACGGAGACGGAUGAAAAAGAGUGGUUUUUCGAAGAGGAGCCACACUCGUCACGUCGACGACAAAUUCUCAAGAAAUAUCCCGAGAUUAAAAAGCUGAUGGGAUACGAUUCCUCCAUAACAUAUUACGUGAUUGCUGAAGUCUGUGCUCAGAUUGGCAUGUGCUGGAUGCUUCAGAACGCCGGCUGGCCGACUGUUCUAAUUCUGGCGUACUGUGUAAGCGCAGUUAUCAACCAUUCGCUGGGAAGCGCUGUACACGAAAUUGGUCACAACCUUGCUUUCGGACACGGCCGACCAGCCCUGAACAGAUUGCUUAGUAUAUUUUGUAAUCUGCCGAUGGGUGUUCCAAUGGCCAUUACCUACCGGAAAUACCACGCGGAUCACCAUAGAUACAUGGGGGAAGAAAACCAAGAUGUCGACAUCCCCACACGUUUAGAAAGUGCCUUAUUCCGUCACCCACUGACCAAAAUGCUGUGGUUGUUGUUCCACCCCGUGAUUCAUUCUAUACGACCUUUCUACAAAAGUCCCAAACCACCAAACAAGUGGGAGAUGAUUAACUGGGUGGUGCAGUUGUCAUUCGACGCUUUAAUAUACAGCGUGUUUGGAAUCCGGUCUCUUGCCUACCUGGUGAUCGGAACAGCUAUGUCGUUUGGUCUUCACCCGCUCGCUGGACAUUUUAUAUCUGAACAUUAUAUGUUUACCAAAGGGCAAGCUACUCAUUCAUACUAUGGCCCUUGUAAUUACUUCAUGUUCAAUCUUGGUUACCAUAUUGAGCAUCAUGAUUUUCCUUAUGUACCAUGGAAUCGCUUGCCCGAAGUGAAGCGCAUCGCCGCGGAGUUUUACGAUCCCCUUCCGUAUCAUACGUCAUGGGCCAAAGUGGUUCUGGAUUUUAUCUUUGACAAGAAUAUGGGACCUCACGCACGGGGCGUUGGGUACAAAAAGGAAUGAUUAUAGAAUAAACAUUUGCCCAUUUUGACUUGUGAUGCUGGAAGGCCAGGAAAAGGAAUUAGCGCCACUGUCAAUGCAUGGAUGUGACGUUUUUAGGAUCGCGUAACAAACAUUAGAACAAACGCGAAAUAUGUUUCACUGUAACUGAGCCUGCAUCUUACGGUGGAGGACUGAAUACUUCAGUUACAUCAGCUGAACAGUACGCUCUUUUUACUAAAAUCAAUCACAAUUAAUGCAGUAUGAAACUUAGGAUUUUUUGAGUAUUAUUUUGGUUUUCGCACAUAUUGUUUAUUUUCUUAUUGGAUUGGUGUUUAAUCCAUACUCAAGGAUAUUUCACUUAUAUGACGAUGGCCAAAAGACGAAGCAGGAAGCUUGUGGUGGGACGAAGCCAGGAAGACUCAUUGGGAAACCCACGGUCAUCUGCAGGUUGGUGGCAAACCUCUCCAGGUACACAUUAAUCUUUACUCUUCGAGCGUACAUGCACUAGCUGUACGAAAUAUGGUGGUUCAGACACGUUCAGUAGAGUACAAUAUUGAAUCCAAACAGCUCACAGAAGAAUAAUCCUAAAACCCACCGCUGUGUAAGUUACACAUUAUUUCUUCGACAUUUUGCUCAAAUUCGGUUUUUAUUAUUCAUAUAUGUAUUAUAUUUCUGGAUUCCAUCUAUUGAAUAAAGAACAAUGUUUAAUAGAGAGAUUAUUCUUUAGAAGAGAAAUUUAUAUUUAUCAUAAAUUGUUAUAAGACUUUUUAGUUUAUAAUAUAUAGAUAUUUAGUGAUAACGUUGCCAACUGACUCAUUUACUUUUACAUCAUAUUUACGUCAUUAUGUGGGAUGAAACCAUCGUCCUCAGUUCAAAUAGGCCAAAUGUAAUGUAUACUCAUUAGCUUGAGUUGCUUAUAUCUGCUUAAUAAAUCAUGACUCCUGAACAUGUGUUGCCAAUUUAGUACUGUUUAAAAACAUCAAAAAUGCUUAAAGGAUAAUUAUCACACUGUACAAUUUUCUAAGAAUUACGAUAUAAAUCUACUUGAUUAAAUUUAAAGGUUUUUACGUAGUUUUACGCCUGCAGGUGUGCCUAAUGCAAAUAAAUGUGAGCCUUUGUUCUCAAACUGCACUUACAUUGUUAAGCACUCAUAGACGACCAAAGCUGAAAGUACUGAGUUCUGGACGAGUAUUAUGGACACAGAGAGGUGAAUACUAGAUUCUCUCCUAAUCAGUGAGUCAAGGUAGUGGGUAGAGUAGUUCAUGGCAUCAUGGAAACGAGACCUGUUUAUCUUGAAACGAACUAGAGAGGAUAGACUUGGUAUUGUUAACAAUAAAAAAUAACCCAACUGUAUGUUGCCAACCCUCCUAUGUUGUACACAGAGAUACACAUACUGAGAGCGAAUGUCAAUAGAGUUAUCUCCCUUACUUGCCGUAACACUUUUUUGUCUUUUUAUCUUUAUCCCCUUUCUCUUUCUUCUGUCCAGGUUAAUACUUUUUUUUUCGGAUUUUCGGUCACAUUUUCCUACUCCUGGAUAUUCAUGUUUCAACAGCUUGCGCGGUUCCAAUAAAUUGAAUUUUCCACCACAGGCUACGUUUAUAGUCUUGCUCGUCACAAUGCAGGUGUCGAAGACCUGGCCUCAUUUCAAGAUUGUCUGUGUAGUCUGGUCAGUGAAGCUUUUACUCAACAACUUUUGGAUUCACUUCAAUACAAAAUAUAUGUACACAUAGCUGACUGCAACUGUAAUCUAGGAAAACUGUCGCUUGAUUUUAUGGCAAACCGGUAAGCGCAUGUGUGCGGAGUCCACAGUUAUCGGCGAAUAUGAUCUUGAUGUGUUUACAUCCUACUGGAGAAUGGUCACUUAUAUGACAAAGUAAGGUUAAUUGAGUGGAGAUUAUUUCAAUAUAUUUUUAGUCGUAGAAAAGGCCGCCCUAGCCGUAUUGAAGGAAUCCAUUUGCCAUUUUGUGCUAUAGUCUAUUUCUUUUAGCCAGUCGCCUAUAUACAGCCGUCUGUAAAAUCAGUCACACAACGGUAGCUACCAAAUUGCCUUAGGUCAGUGACACGUAUGCUUAACAACAGAAGUUCUACACAUGAAUACGUUGGAAGUCCAUAUUCUUACACAAAAAAUGUGUAAAAAAAAAACACAAGUUAGAACACUUUUUCUAUUUCAUAAUGUUAAAAUGCAUAAGCUUGAGUUUCGACGGCAAGAACGCAUUGCCCCGGUUGACGUCAUAAUUAUGCAUGAAAACAGUGACAUGCCGGAUAUUGGUCGGAGCUCAGUAUGUUUUGA
Messenger RNA from Liolophura sinensis, 3396 nucleotides. RefSeq names its product sphingolipid delta(4)-desaturase DES1-like. Gene Ontology annotation, molecular function: sphingolipid delta-4 desaturase activity. The transcript has 2 exons. The record is from RefSeq and is a predicted model, not a curated record. Gene Ontology annotation, biological process: ceramide biosynthetic process. The coding region runs from base 144 to 1127 and encodes 327 amino acids. NCBI's taxonomy places the organism in Eukaryota, Metazoa, Mollusca, Polyplacophora, Chitonida, Chitonidae. Gene Ontology annotation, cellular component: membrane.